AUGGCAGACCUUCACAGCCCUCCCAACAACACCAUGCACGAGAUCGUCAAUGCCGUGACCACCGUCAUAGAGGACAAGCGUGUGCUCUGCAUAUCCUUCGUGCUUCUCGGCGCCUUCUUUGGCUUCCUCAUCUGCAUCGUCGGCAUUGACAUGUUGGCCAAGUACCGUAGCGGUGAGCUUCGCGACGACCUGCGGAGGAUCAAGAACUGCCUCGUCCUCGUACUCAAAGCAAUUCCCAUACUGUUUGUCACACUCUUGGCCAAAACCGCCAGAGUAAUCUCCUGCAGGAAGGCUGAGCCCAGAGAGAUCGACAUCGAGGCCGCAGCUGAAUGUACCCGCAUGACGCAGGCCAUUGUUGAGCGCCUGGCCGCCAAAGCUUCAAGCCCCAACACGACUCUAAGCAACGGCUCCCUCGGUAGUAACCCUGGUACUAGCAACUGA
This is a messenger RNA of Akanthomyces muscarius, 441 nucleotides long. RefSeq lists its product as uncharacterized. The transcript has a single exon. The record is from RefSeq and is a predicted model, not a curated record. Bases 1 to 441 code for a protein of 146 amino acids. Lineage: Eukaryota; Fungi; Ascomycota; Sordariomycetes; Hypocreales; Cordycipitaceae.